Molecule: messenger RNA, 3584 nt
Organism: Olea europaea var. sylvestris
Lineage: Eukaryota; Viridiplantae; Streptophyta; Magnoliopsida; Lamiales; Oleaceae
Product: LRR receptor-like serine/threonine-protein kinase EFR
Exons: 5
Coding region: 66-3326 (1086 amino acids)
Biological process (GO): protein phosphorylation
Molecular function (GO): ATP binding; protein kinase activity; receptor serine/threonine kinase binding
Source: RefSeq, a predicted model, not a curated record
ACACCUAUAUCAAACACCUUAUUUAAGACUCCCUUUCAACCUUGUUUAUACAUUUCAAAUUAGCCAUGGGAAAGAAUGUGAUCUUUAUGUUAACGACAAUGCUUUACUUGUUUAUGUGUGCUAUUGAAUCUCUCAAUAGCUCCACUGAUGAGUAUGCUCUUCUAGCUUUCAAAUUUCAAAUAACUUCUGAUCCAAAUAAAAUCUUAGCCAAGAACUGGUCUCAAGGAACCUCUUUCUGUAAUUGGAUUGGUGUUACUUGCGAUGGGAGGUACCAAAGAGUGACGGGCUUAAAUCUAGCAAAUAUGGGUCUAGGAGGUACCAUAGCUAAAGAAAUAGGUGAACUCUCUUCUUUAAGAUCCUUGGUUGCUAGCAAUAAUAAUUUUCGCGGUACUAUCCCUGAUGAAAUGGGUAAUUUAAGCCAACUUCGAGAAAUAGAGAUUCAGGACAACGAGCUAAUUGGUUCUAUUCCAUCAAGUUUUGGAUUUCUUGACAAUCUACAGAAGUUAAAUGUCUCAAAUAACAGACUCAGCGGGAAUAUUCCUAACCGGAUUUUCAACAUCUCUUCUUUGAUAGAAAUUGAUUUUGCAAUCAAUUGUCUCUCCGGCAGUCUUCCGAUGGAUAUCUGCUAUAGUCUUCCAAAGUUAGAGAUGCUAAUAAUUUCAACGAAUCAAAUAAGUGGCAACAUUCCUCCAAGUUUGGGAACAUGCACGAAUAUCAAACUACUUUCUAUGGCGGCCAAUCUGUUUACAGGAAACAUUCCAAUGGAAAUUGGAAAUUUGUCAAAGCUUGAAUUUCUCAUUCUAGCAAAAAAUAAUUUGACAGGCAGUAUUCCGAACGAAAUUGGAAACCUAUCAGCCCUUGCAGUAUUGAAUUUGAGUUACAAUAGGCUAAACGGUACAAUUCCAUACUCAGUUGGCAGUUUAUCAAAUUUGAAGGAAUUGUAUAUGAUUUACAACCAUAUUCAUGGACAUAUCCCACAAGAAUUGGGACAUCUAUCCAAUUUAGAAGUGUUAUCUUCGUCCCAGAACAGGCUUGAAGGUGAAAUACCUAAAUCAAUCUUCAAUCUAUCCAUGCUACAAUCCCUUGCUUUAGGAUACAAUAAAAUCUCUGGCAAUCUCCCAUCAUCAAUAGGCAAUGGGCUCCCUCGACUCAAAGGUCUCUAUCUUUCUGAUAAUAGAUUAAGUGGAGAAAUUCCCGUCUAUGUCUCAAAUUUUUCGAUGCUUGCUUUAUUGGAUAUUUCUGCGAACUUAUUCAGUGGACGGGUACCCAUGAAUCUUGGGGAUCUACGGGACCUAGAGAAGCUAGGCUUAGGUGAUAAUCAGUUGACAAAUGAUCCUUCAAUUCUAGAAUUGGAUUUUCUUCUUUCAUUGAAAAAUUGUAGACACUUGAAGAUCCUAUGGAUUAGUAACAAUUCAUUUGAUGGAAUGCUGCCAAAAGUCAUGGGUAAUUUGUCAGAAUCUCUUGAAGAAUUCCAUGCCUAUUCUUGUGGCAUCAAAGGUACGAUCCCGAGGGAAAUAGGCAAUAUGAGCAACUUGAUUUUGUUAGGAAUGGGAGGUAAUCAGUUGAAAGGAACGAUUCUUGACUCUUUGAUUCCAAUGAUGAAGUUGCAGAAAUUGGAUCUGUAUGAAAAUGAACUGCUGGGGUCAAUUCCUGACAACCUUUGCAGUUUGGCAAAUCUUUAUUACCUGAAUUUGGAAAAUAAUAUGCUCUCUCAACAGCUACCAAUUUGUUUAGGGAAUCUUACUUCUUUACGAGAACUUUAUUUAGCUUACAACUCAUUGAAUUCAACUAUUCCAUCAACACUGUGGAAUAACAUGGAAAUUGAAAUUCUGAGCUUAUCUGAUAAUUUGCUAAAUGGUUCGCUAGCUCCAGAAAUUGGCAACUUGAAGAACAUGAGAGUGUUAUAUCUAUCAAGAAAUCAGUUCUCAGGGAAGAUUCCAAUGACUAUUGGACAACUUCAGAGCUUAGUAAAUCUAACAUUAUCAAACAAUCAAUUACUUGGUCCAAUACCCGAGUCCUUUGCUAAUUUGAUUUCUUUGCAAUAUUUGGAUCUAUCCGAAAAUAAUCUAUCUGGUGUAAUCCCCAAGUCAUUGGAGAAACUUAAGGACAUUGUACAUUUUAAUGUUUCAUUCAAUGAACUCAGUGGUGAAAUUCCGAAUGGAGGGCCUUUUAAGAACUUAGCUGCAGAUUCAUUCAUGGGCAACAGUGAAUUGUGUGGAGCAUCCCAAUACAAGGUCAUGCUAAGUUGCAAAGGUAAUACAACUAGAUCAUCAAGAACACUCAGUGUUUUGAAAUAUGUUCUACCAUCAAUUGCUUUAGUAGUAUGUCUGUCCAUUAUUACCAUUUGUUUGAUGAGACGUCAUACUAGAAAUUCAAAUCGUCCAACUGAGUCUAGUUCCUCCAUUGCCUCCAAUGUCAAGAGGAUUUCAUAUUAUGAAGUUCUUAAUGCUACCAAUAAAUUUGGUGAAGAGAAUCUGAUUGGAAGUGGCGGUAUUGGUUCAGUAUACAAGGGAAUAUUUUCCAAUGGAAUGAUUGUUGCUAUUAAGGUUUUCAAUUUAGAUUUAGAAGCUGCAAAAAAGAGUUUUGAUAAUGAGUGUCAAAUAUUGUACAAUAUCCAUCACAGAAAUCUUGUCAAGGUAAUCAGCAGUUGCUCUAAUCUUGAUCUCAAAGCCUUGGUAUUGGAAUAUAUGCCGAAUGGGGACCUUGACAAGUGGCUGUCCUCUAGCAACUGUUGCCUAGAUAUAGCUCAAAGAUUGGAAAUAAUGAUUGAUGUUGCAUUUGCACUCGAGUACCUACAUCAUGGGCUUCCCUCUCCAAUCGUGCAUUGUGAUUUGAAGCCCAGAAACAUACUUUUAGAUGAAGAUAUGGUUGGUCAUGUUGCAGACUUUGGCAUUACCAAGCUCUUCACGGAAGACCAGAGGAUUUCGCUGACCAAAUCGUUGGGCACCAUUGGUUAUAUGGCACCAGAGUAUGGAUCAACUGGAUUAAUAUCGACUACGACAGACGUUUACAGCUAUGGGAUUGUACUGAUCGAAACAUUUACCAAAAAGAAGCCAACAUCUGAUAUAUUUGAUGGAGAGUUCACUAUGAGGAGAUGGGUGUUUGAAUCAUUCCCGAAUGCAAUAAUGCAGAUUGUCGAUACUGAUCUAGUGAAUAUAGUUGAAGAAAACGUUCGAGCUAAAGAGAGCUUCUUCAAAUCAAUUAUGGGACUAGCACUAGAGUGCACAGUUGAAUUACCCCAGGAGAGGCCCAGUAUGAAAGAUGUUCCAACCAGGCUAAAGAAGUUCAGAAAUGAAUUUUACGAAAGCAUAUCCCAGGAAAAAUAAGAUGAAAAGAGAACCUGGCAAUCAUUCUGAAGUUUUUUUAAGCUCUUUUUCCCUACCAAUUCUGUAUUGCGGCUUGUUGUAUCUGUGUUGUGGCCUUGAAAAAUGUACCGUAAAAUAUUUUGUCCGAAAACAUUAAGUUUUUUUGUUUUUUUGUUUUUUUUUUUAAUAAGAUACUGUAAAAUAAAUUCAGUUAAUCUGCUGUGGUGUAAAAAAAAUAUCAAUAUCUUCAUUAGGUGAGAUAUCGCAAUCUUAUCUUCU